Messenger RNA from Callithrix jacchus (white-tufted-ear marmoset), 4188 nucleotides. Lineage: Eukaryota; Metazoa; Chordata; Mammalia; Primates; Cebidae. The record is from RefSeq and is a predicted model, not a curated record.
GUUCCCCAGGCCUCCCUUUCCCAGCCAGCGCUUCUCCUGACCCCGAGUGUGGGGAGUGACUUCUAUCUCCUGACAUCCAGUGUUCUCUGGAGCCAGCUUCCAGCGCACUGAAAAUGAGCUCUUCCGGAGGAUUCAGUUCCAAAGAGACAUACGUGAGGAAGCGACUCGGAAGAGGGAGGGAAAGAAGUCAGGAAUGGCCCGCAGUCAGAGUUUUGCUCUGCCAGCCAGGCUGGAGUGCAGUGACAUGAUCCCUGCUCAUUACAACCUCUGCCUCCCAGGUUCAAAGGACUCUUCCACCUCAGCCUCUCGAGUAGCUGGGAUUACAGGGACCCUUGACAUUCAUAGACGUGGCCAUAGAGUUCUCUCAGGAGGAGUGGAAAUGCCUGGACCCUGCCCAGAGGACUUUAUACAAGGACGUGAUGUUGGAGAACUACAGGAACCUGGUCUCCCUGGGAGUGGAUCUUCCUGACCUGAGUUUUAUCUCCAUGUUGGAGCAAAAGAGAGAACCCUGGACUCUGCAGAGUGAAGAGAAAAUAGCAAGGAAUCCGGAUGGCAGGGAAUGCAGCAAAGGUGUGAACACAGACUUCCCCAUAGUUCUCUCGACUCCUGCAGAUUCCCCACUGCUCCAAUGCAUCACCUCAGCUCCUUGUGUUUUCUGCACUGCCAGCAUGAUCUACACAAUAUGCUGAUACUCCUACCAAUGCCUGAGUCAGAGAGGAGCUCUAAAUUGGGAAGUAAUGCAGGAAACAAGCCAUGUAAAAGUCAACUUGGACUCAUGUUUCAUUUACAUCUGAGUCAUCUGCAGCUAUUUCAAGAUGAAAGGAAGAUGUCUGGAUAUAAGGAUGUUGAAAAACUCAUAAGUGACAAUUCCUCAGUUUCACCACUUCAAAACACUUCUUCCAGUGUCAAAUCCCGCCCUUUAAGUAAAUAUAGAAAUAAUUUUGAUGAUGCUCCAUUACUUCCACAAGAACAGAAACCACAUAUUAGGGGAGAAACUUGUGAAUGUAAUGAGCAUGGUCUAGUCUUUAGAGCCUCUGCAAACCUCACCAACCAUCAAGUAAUCCAUAUUGCAGACAAUCCUUACAAAUGCAAUGAGUGUGGCAAGGUCUUCAGUCGUAGUUCAAACCUUAUAUGCCAUCAGAAAAUUCAUACAGGAGAGAAGCCUUACAGAUGUAGUGAAUGUGGCAAGGUCUUCAGUCGUAGUUCAAAUCUUACAUGCCAUCAGAAAAUUCAUACAGGAGAGAAGCCUUACAAAUGUCAUGAAUGUGGCAAGGUCUUCAGUCGUAGUUCAAACCUUAUAUGCCAUCAGAAAAUUCAUACAGGAGAGAAGCCUUACAAAUGUAGUGAAUGUGGCAAGGUCUUCAGUCGUAGUUCAAAUCUUAUAUGCCAUCAGAAAAUUCAUACAGGAGAGAAGCCUUACAAAUGUCAUGAAUGUGGCAAGGUCUUUCGUAGCGGUUCAAAGCUUGUACAACAUCAAAGAAUUCAUACUGGAGAGAGGCCUUACGAAUGUCAUCAGUGUGACAAGGCCUUCAAUCAAAUUGCACACCUUGUACGACAUCAGAAAAUUCAUACUGGAGAGAAGCCUUACAGAUGUAAUCAAUGUGGCAAGGUCUUUAGUCGCCAUUCAUAUCUAGCAGAACAUCAAACAGUUCAUACUGGUGAGAAACCUCACAAAUGUAAAGAGUGUGGCAAAGCGUUUUCAGUGCGUUCCAGCCUCAUUACCCAUCAGUUAAUUCACACUGGAAGGAAACCUUACAAAUGCAAAGAAUGUGACAAGGUCUUUGGGCGCAAGCGUUUCCUGACCUCUCAUCGGAGAAUUCACACUAGAGAGAAACCUUAUGGAUGCAGUCAGUGUGGCAAGAUCUUCAGUCAGAACUCCGACCUCAUACGACAUCGGAAAAUUCAUGCUGACGAGAAACCUUACAAAUGUAAUAAAUGUGGCACAGCGUUUAGAGAGUUUGCAGACCUCACUGCCCAUUUUCUAAUCCAUAGUGGAGAGAAACCUUACGAAUGUAAAGAAUGUGGCAAAGUCUUUAGGUACAAGUCUUCUCUAACUAGUCACUAUAGAAUUCAUACUGGAGAGAAGCCGCCGUACAAAUGUAAUGAAUGUGGCAAGGUCUUCAGUCGUAGUUCAAACCUUAUAUGCCAUCAGAAAAUUCAUACAGGAGAGAAGCCUUACAAAUGUAGUGAAUAUGGCAAGGUCUUCAGUCGUAGUUCAAAUCUUAUAUGCCAUCAGAAAAUUCAUACAGGAGAGAAGCCUUACAAAUGUCAUGAAUGUGGCAAGGUCUUCAGUCGUAGUUCAAAUCUUAUAUGCCAUCAGAAAAUUCAUACAGGAGAGAAGCCUUACAAAUGUCAUGAAUGUGGCAAGGUCUUUCGUAGCGGUUCAAAGCUUGUGCAACAUCAAAGAAUUCAUACUGGAGAGAAGCCUUACAAAUGUCAUGAAUGUGGCAAGGUCUUUAGUAGCAAUUCAAACCUUUCACAACAUCAAAGAAUUCAUACUGGAGAGAAGCCUUACAAAUGUCAUGAAUGUGGCAAGGUCUUUCGUAGUGGUUCAAAGCUUGUGCAACAUCAAAGAAUUCAUACUGGAGAGAGGCCUUACGAAUGUCAUCAGUGUGACAAGGCCUUCAAUCAAAUUGCACACCUUGUACGACAUCAGAAAAUUCAUACUGGAGAGAAGCCUUACAGAUGUAAUCAAUGUGGCAAGGUCUUUAGUCGCCAUUCAUAUCUAGCAGAACAUCAAACAGUUCAUACUGGUGAGAAACCUCACAAAUGUAAAGAGUGUGGCAAAGCGUUUUCAGUGCGUUCCAGCCUCAUUACCCAUCAGUUAAUUCACACUGGAAGGAAACCUUACAAAUGCAAAGAAUGUGACAAGGUCUUUGGGCACAAGCGUUUCCUGACCUCUCAUCAGAGAAUUCAUACUAGAGAGAAACCUUAUGGAUGCAGUCAGUGUGGCAAGAUCUUCAGUCAGAACUCCGACCUCAUACGACAUCGGAAAAUUCAUGCUGACGAGAAACCUUACAAAUGUAAUAAAUGUGGCACAGCGUUUAGAGAGUUUGCAGACCUCACUGCCCAUUUUCUAAUCCAUAGUGGAGAGAAACCUUACAAAUGUAAAGAAUGGCAAAGUCUUCAGGUACAAGUCUUCUCUAACUAGUCACUAUAGAAUUCAUACUGGAGAGAAGCCGUACAAAUGUAAUGAAUGUGGCAAGGUCUUCAGUCAUAGUUCAAACCUUAUAUGUCAUCGGAAAAUUCAUACAGGACAUCAAAUAAUUCAUACUGGAGAGAGACCAUACAGAUGUAAUGUAUGUGGCAAAGCGUUUAGAGGGUGUUCUGGCUUUACUGCCCAUCUUGGCAAUCCAUGCUGAAAGGGAAGCUCAUGAAUGUAAAGAAUGUGGCAAGAUCUUCAGUCACAAGUCUUCCCUAACCAAUCACCAGAGAAUUCAUAUUGGAGAGAAACCUUACAAAUGCACCCUGUGCAGUGAGGCCUUUAGUCCCAACUCUGACCUUGCACAGCAUUGGAGAGUUCAUUCGUGAGAGUUCUUACAAACCGUGUGGCAAGAUCUUCAUCUUGAGUUCCAGCAUUAACAUCAGAGAGUCCGUACUAAGUGGAAAUCAUAUAAAUGAAAUGUAUGUGACUCAGGCUUUACGAAGCUCUGCCACGUCGUUGGACAUCAAAAUAUACUUCUGGGAUGAAACCACAUAGAUGGAUUGUGUGUACUCAGGCUAUUAUACAAGGACCAUUACUAUAGAAUACAAUAGGAUUUGCACAAGUAACUUAGUCUCUGGUUCUCCAGUAUUUAUGAUAUGGCAUGCUGAAGAAUAAUGCUGUUAAAAUAUGUUGAAUCUCAUGAGAUGAUGUAUAUCGAAGGUGCAAGGGCAUGUGGAAAUGAUCAGCUAUAUUCAGGUUAUAAAAAAUUCAAUUAUUUGGGGCAUGUAGAAAAGGCUGUUCUUUAUGAUUUUGAAAUCUCUUCAUGUGCCUUCCAUACAGGCCUUUCACUGUGGCCUCUGGGAAAGAAUGAGUAGGAUGACAGGGCUGACUUAUUAGCUGAGGAUUAUUUCUUUCUUUUUUUUUUUUUUUGAGACGGAGUUUCGCUCUUGUUACCCAGGCUGGAGUGCAAUGGCGCGAUCUCGGCUCACUGCAACCUCCACCUCCUGGGUUCAGGCAAUUCUCCUGCCUCAGCCUCCCGAGUA